AGUCGCUCCUCGCCCAACUCCAAUGUUAGUUAACAAGCCAGACACUCAGUUGACACCCUCAAACUUCGGCAGCAGCCAAGCUGCAUAGUCGACAUGGCGACCGAUAAAAUAACACAAGAUUUUUCUAAAGACAGAUAAAAGUCUUCCAAGUGUUUUGGAAUGAGAUUUGUGACGUGAUGCGCAUCCACGAUGUGUGACAUUUGAGGAACAAUUGAGUUCGGAAGAAAAAUCUUGAUUCCAGUGGAAUCUUCCAAUAUUUUUUUAACACUUGCACACACACCCACCCAACCCCUACACACGCUGCCCAGCCAUGCCCGUGCAAGCACCACAAUGGACAGAGUUCCUGCUGUGUCCCAUUUGCACUCAGACGUUCGAGGAGACGGUGCGGCGGCCCAUUUCGCUGGGCUGUGGCCACACAGUCUGCAAGAUGUGCCUGAACAAGCUGCACCGCAAGGCCUGCCCCUUCGACCAGACGGCCAUCGCCACUGACAUCGAGCAGCUGCCCGUCAACACAGCCCUGCUGCAGCUGGUGGGGGGACAGGUUCCCAAGGUCCAUCCGGUGGCCCUUAUCACCAGCCCAGAAGACGCGCAGCACUAUGAGGAGGCCAGUCAGUGUGUGGAGGAGCUGGCUCUCUACCUCAAACCCCUCAGCAACACCAGAGGGGUGGGUCUGAACAGCACGACCCUGAGUAUGCUGAGUCGACCCAUGCAGAGGAAGCUGGUGACCCUGGUCCACUGUCAGCUGGUGGAGGAGGAGGGCCGGGUGCGGGCCAUGAGGGCAGCAAGAUCUCUGGGGGAGCGCACGGUCACAGAGCUCAUCCUGCAGCACCAAAAUCCCCAGCAAUUGUCGUCCAAUUUGUGGGCCGCCGUCCGGGCCAGGGGCUGCCAGUUUUUGGGCCCAGCCAUGCAGGAGGAGGCUCUGAAGCUGGUGCUGCUGGCUCUGGAGGACGGCUCGGCCCUGUCCAGGAAGGUCCUGGUGCUGUUCGUGGUCCAGCGGCUGGAGCCACGCUUCCCCCAGGCCUCCAAAACCAGCAUAGGCCACGUGGUGCAACUCCUUUACAGGGCCUCCUGCUUUAAGGUGACCAAGCGGGACGAGGACUCGUCGCUGAUGCAGCUGAAGGAAGAGUUCCGGACGUACGAGGCGCUGCGGCGCGAACAUGACUCCCAGAUUGUCCAGAUCGCCAUGGAGGGCGGCCUCCGCAUCGCCCCUGACCAGUGGUCCUCCCUGCUCUACGGGGACCAGUCACACAAGUCCCACAUGCAGUCCAUCAUUGACAAGUUGCAGACACCGGCUUCGUUUGCCCAGAGCGUCCAGGAGUUGACCAUUGCCCUGCAGAGGACGGGCGACCCCGCCAACCUUAACCGCCUCCGACCACACCUGGAGCUCCUGGCCAACAUCGACCCGAGCCCCGACGCCCCCCCUCCCACGUGGGAGCAGCUGGAGAAGGGUCUGGUGGCGGUGAAGACUGUAGUCCACGGCCUGGUAGAUUUCAUCCAGAACCACAGCAAAAAGGGAGCCGACCCACAACAGCCCCCCCAGCACAGUAAGUACAAGACUUACAUGUGUCGGGACAUGAAGCAGAAGGGGGGCUGUCCCCGAGGAGCCAGCUGUACCUUCGCCCACUCUCAGGAGGAGCUGGAGAAGUACCGUAAAAUGAACAAGCGUUUGGUAGCUCGCCUCCCCGGCUCAUCUGGCCUGCUGUCGGACGAUGGACUCUCUCUGGACGUGGGGGUGACCCGGAAACCCUCGCCCCUCACCAACGGCUCAGCCGUACCCCCCUUGCCCCAGCUCAUCGCCCGUGGCACCGACCUUGUGACCUACGACCUGUUGCGCAAGCCCAAGAUGGACGGCGGGAGCAACAGCUCCCCGGGAUCGCCACCUGACUCUCUGGACUCUGGGCUCAAACAAGGGUACCCUCAGCCACCCCAAGCCAUGGGCUACUCCAGGGGGCCAGGAGACCACAUGUCCAUGCCCAAGCAGAUGCCCAGUGGCGUGGUGCCCCGGGGGCCUCAGAUGUACCCACAGCAGCAGCUACCUGAAAUGUACUACUCCGACUCUCGCCCCCCGCCCUCCGCCUCGCAGUACGAGCCCUCGCAGUACCCCCAAGGUUACCCCUACCAGCAGCCCCCCCAGUACGCCCCCCAGCGCUACAUCCGCAACCCCCCUCCCCCCAGCGAGCCAGCUGGACCCCCCUACCAGGACCCCUACCCCGACUACGGCCCACCCGAUCGCCCUUACCCGGCCCCCCACUCGGGCCCUCCCUUUUCCUACCCUCCCCCAUCCCACUAUGACACCCGAAGCCGCCAUGGCCCUUACCCCGGCCCCCCUCCUCCCCCCCAGCCCUACCCCUCGCAGAGGGACGACAUGGUCCGGAUGAGCCCUGCGCCCCUGGAAGGGCCCCCUUACCACCAGGAGCAGGCUGCCAGGGAGAGGUACCCCCCAGAGGGAUUCUACCCACCGGGGGCCCAGCCCCAACCCUUAAGGUCCUACGUCAGAGUGAGUUUGGUUCCUCCACAGUGGUCAGCAACCCUGGUCCCGGAGAGUUACAAGGAGCCGUACGGGCGCUCCUCCCAGCCCAGCCUAGACUACUUGCAUCACCGCCGUAAGGAGCUGAUGGCCCAGCUGGAGGAGAGGAAGGUCAUCUCUCCCACCCUCCCCCACACCUUCCCCAGCGACUACCCCCCAGAGUAUGGGGAGGAGAGCUCCAAAGCCUUUGGGAAGUGCAGGGAGCCUGACUACGCGGGCCAGUACUCUCCCUGGUCCUGUGACACCAUCGGCUCCUACAUCGGCACCAAGGACUCCAAGCCCAAAGAUGUCAUGGCGCCCGGUGCCAUGGAGAUGAUGAAUGUGGACGGUAAAGGUAGGCGGGGGGAGCCCUCCAUGGAGGCCCAGGUCAGGCGGGGGACAGAGGUGAAGGACGACGACCCCAUCAUCCCUUUCGGCCCCCAGCCCACUGUGUCGCGCUUCGGGGCCAUCUCACGCACCUCCAAGACAGGCUACCAGACAACAGGCCCCAUGCAGGCCUUGGGCUCCGCCCAGGGACCCAACCCCAAGCACAUGGCCAUAGCCGCGGAGUACUCCUAUGGGAACCACGGAGGCUGGGGCGGAGCCUCCUACCCCUCCCACCAAACGAUCUCCUCUCAGGGACACUUCAGUGAAAGGCUGCCUAUGCCAUCUCAGGACAGAGAGCAGCUGAAGACUGAGCUCCAACAGGUCAACCAGCAGAUCAACCAACAGUCUCAGAUCCACAGCAUGGAGCUCUCCCAGCCAGGUCAGAACCAGGGCCAGCAGGGGGGGAAGUGGCCUGGUCCAGCGGGGGGUUCCGGCAGCGCUGCCACAGUGUCCAGCGAACAGCUCAGCAUGGAGCUCCACCAGGUGGAGAGGGAGAUUGGCAAGAGGACCCGCGAGAUGGACAUGGACAGCCAGGUGGCUCAUGAGGUCCUGUACAAGACGAAGACUGCAGAGAAUGGCCAGCAGGACCACAAGGCCCAGCUGGAGGAGAUUUCUCUUGCCCUGGGUGAGGUGUCGAAUGGCUCCAGCGGUCUAGGGCAGGACGGCGGUGUGGGCGGAGCCAUGCUGUCACUGACCACUAAGGCGUCAUCGCUUAGCCUGUGUUCUGAGCCAGGACCCGGGGGCUCCGAUCUGCAGAAGAACCGUGUGGUCCAUUCCUGCUCCUAGACCAUACACACUGCGACACACACUCACACUCAGAGCCUUUGUUCUAGAGCAUGCACACACAUACUUGUUUUAUUUAGAAGAUGAGCAGUAUCUGCCGUGAUAUGAAUUUUCUUUCUUUUUGUUCUGUGAAUGAGCAUAUUUUUUUUUCUAUCAUGACUUUCAUCGCCUGAACCAUUUGAUGACAUUUUAUUUCUCUUGUGUUUUUUUUACUGGGAUUAUAAAACAAGACUCUCAAAGUAGAUCUGUCAAAAAAAGCAAAUGAUGAUGAUAAUUGUUCAAAGAAGGCUAUCCCUCCUACAUAGAUAUCACAUACCAAGACACGUAGUGGAUCGAAGGGUGGAGUAUUUCUCAAUUCUCCCCCCUCUAUUUUUGUGCCCAUUACCAGGGUAAGCAACUUGCAGGGACCUAAAUACCCCCAAAGAUGGUUUUAAGGCUGUGAAAUGUAAACGUUCAAUUUCGUAACCAAUUUAGUAUCGAAUCCUAACUCAAGUUAUGGUCGUUUUGGUCUUAUGUACUACAUAGCUAUCAAAAGUCUUGGUGUUUUACGACGUAGUCAGCUGUCAUAAGUAUCAUGUAAGUGUCUGUUUAUAAUGCAUUAGGCAAGUCAGUUCAGAACAAAUUCUUAUUUACAAUGACAGCCUAGGAACAGUGGGUUAACUGCCUUGUUCAGGGGCAGAACGACCGAUUUUUACCUCGUCAGCUCGGGGAUUCGAUAUAGCAACCUUUCGGUUAAUGGCCCAACGCUCUAACCACUAGGCUACCUGCCGCCCCGGUAUGACACGUUGUUUCUUUCUGAUACCUUUGACAGCUAACUAACGGUUAGUCAGUGUAGUAUCCGUUCUGUUGGCGUUCAGGAAUAAAGGUGUAACCGCUAGUGUUCAGGAAUACGCCACCCCCAGAAUCGUAAAACGUGGUUGACCAGAUGGGGGGGGGGGGAAGGGGGAGUGAAGACGUUCCACCAACGCUCAGUCAACCCUCAGAGCCAAACAAGACCAUGUCGCUUCAAGCCGCAUGCCGUUUUUAACCCGCCAUGAGAAGUCUGAUUUUAUUAGUGCAUUUUAUGAAUACAUCAUAUGUCUGUUUCAUACUUGAAAAGCAGUAUCUUAUUAACCAAAGCAUUCUGUUUUAAAGAUUGCAAAAUGUUUCUUUUUGAUAAGCUUUUCUCAUGUUUUCUAUAAGGGAACAUACUAUGUGCUUCUCGUGGGAUGUGGUGUGACUUGCUGCGGAAAUGUCUUGUUUGUACUUUGAUGGGCUGGAAUUCAAUAGAACUUGCAGUGCGGAAAUGCAAAUUCCAGGGAGUGUAACAAAACAUUAAUUUUCACAUUGCAGGAAGAUCAUUUUCCAUGAUGCAAGAGAGAUUGAAUCCCCUCCCAGUGUGAAUUUAAUCAUAUGGGGUGAUUGGUGUUUAUGUUCCUCGUCUUCCUCAGAGCUCCUUAUCUGGUCAUUGAAAAGGCCUCCCCAUUGGGAUUAUCUUGUCAUUGGUUCUCCUUAACUUCUAUGAAGUUGCGUUCCCUUGUUUGUUUUUUUGCUUGCGUAAAUUGCGAUUAAGGGGGUGUGGCCUGCCUGAACGCUAGUCUGUAUUGGAGGGGAAGUAAAAUGGUUUAAUAUGCAAAUUUUUGGUCCUCUUGUUCUUAAUAUGUGUGUGUAAAAGGUGUCUGUAGUCUGCCAAACAGUCCUUUCAAUGGUUUGUGCGUCAAUGUCAACAGUUAAAGAGUAGCGAAGUGUCUUAAAUAAUUGUCAUUUACAGGCUUAAAAAAAAGUCCUAUCCCUUUUUUGUUUUUAUCCGCGUACUAUUAGUUCAUUUUAGAACAAGUCUGUAUCAAGACACAUAUUCAGGGUAUCUUAGUGGAUUCAAAACCCAGAACCUUGGGCCACAUGUGAGGCUUAAAGCAAGCAGCCAGAGUGUCUUGCCCCUCAAAAAGCCUCUACUCAGUCUUGACCUUUUUAAUGAUAUUUUUCACUAUAUUGUUUUCUGGUGCUAUUAUUAUUGUAAGCUAUAAAAACAAAGUUUCACACUCCAUAUGUAUAACCUUACAGUAAUUUAUUGGGUAAAAAAAACACAACUGUUUCAGCAUCACUGUGCCUUUCAGUGUUUUUUACCCAAUAAAUUACUGGGAGGUAAAACGAAUGGAGUGUGCGACUCUUUGUUUUUAUAGCGUACAGUUUAUUCACCGUUAGUCAAAACCUCUUACACUAAAUAAUGUUCUCUGGGUGUGCGCCAGCUCAUGCUUUUUAUUAUUAGCAUUAUUACUUUAUUAUUGAUGUUCCUGUCAUGGUAAUUGUUUAUCGCUGAUGCUCGUUAAGGAGCUCUCUGCCUUUUGUAAACAAUCGUCAUGAUUGGUCAUUGAAAAAAAGCUGCGCUGAAAUGCAAAGAGGUGGAUCCCAGUGCUUAAACGGUUAAGAAUACAUGGAAUGUAGAUGACGAUCGGGUUUCAUAAUUUGGGUUCAGGGAAAAAUGGUCAGCUUUUUGUCAGUGUAGAUGGGUGUUGAGGGCCAGGGUCAGUUAUAGUUUUUUUUUUUUUUUUUAACCACACUUCAUGCCUCUUGGGCUACUCUUUGCUAUAUUUUAUUGUUUAGGUAAACAACUCACUUAUACAUAUGAGUAUGUAUACAUACAUUAAUAUACUAAGCACUGUUAACGUGCCACCUCUUAUUCUACUCGCUCAGCAUUUAUAUUAAAUGAUCUCUACUUAGAAUCAGCUAAAUGUUUUAUUUUAUUUCUCCACUGGUUGCCAACAGACUUUAUCCUUUCCCAGUUGAAGGACUUCUGUGCGCAUUGACGUGUGUUCACUUAAUUUUUUUGUGUUCAAACAAAGAUAAGUUCUCUACUGAAAUAUGCUUCCGAAAGAAGACACAUUUAAUGAUGAAAAUUUACAAUAACAAAAAAAAAUGUUUUUGUGUGUGUUAGGUUGUAUUGUAGAAAAUGUACACUGUCUUUUUUUUCAAAGUAAAGUGUGCUGUACUGGGUGACGGUGUGGAAAUAUUAGAAAUGUGUUGGGCUUUUGUCUUUUUUUUUUUAAGAGGUAAUCCGGGUAAGCCUUUAAUUUAGUCAAAGGCUUGCUUCAUAUUCUCAAGGAAUACUCCUAGGCCAUUCAUUCCAACAGUAUGAGGUCAUUUGGAAGCGCCCUAACCAAAUUGAAAGCAAUCUUUAUUGGCACACUCAUUUUGUCACCACCAUCACUAAUCACAUGACCGGCAGAGACACAUGUUUUGUCAUAUUUAGAACAAAAAAUGUGUUUCUGCUGGGGAAAAUGUAAUUGACUAGUUGGGUUUGUUUUUCUUUCCUCCUGUUGUUGAGUGAAAUCACUUACUUCCAAGUCUUACAGUGAUCUAUGUAACGCAUCCCAAGACGAAGCAUCAUGUUGUCCAUCCACAGGGAAACUGUCAAACUUGGCGUCACACUCAUCCACACACAUGUUUUCAUUUGUUUCAGAAUAGUCAUGAAAAUGUGCUUACUCUUAAGUCCCUCCAGCCGUGAGCCUUCAAGAUAGAGUUCACUUCAAAUUUGUCUAAUGAUUUUAGAUAUCAAAAGUGGUCUAUUGACUUGAGGCCACAUUCCAUGCCAUCUGUUGUGAAGAUCCAGCUAUAAGCCUCAAUCCCCAAAUCAAUGGCAAAGAUGGACCUGGACAUAAUUCAGUGCCUAUCAUUUCCACUCAUUUUGGGUUUAAGGCAUAUAGUUUAUGUAUAUCUCAAGUGGUUUAACGUUUAUUCAAGGUCACGUCCCAAACCGUGUGUGUAAUGUUUUGGGAUGUGACCUUGAAUAAACGUUAAACCACUUGAGAUCUAAAACGUGCAACAAACUUUGAUUUUGGAGUAAACUGUCCCUUUCUUAAAGCCUAUAGGUGAGUAGAAUUAACAAUUAUAUGGUUUCUAUGGGAAUAGCAAUGACGUUCAUGUCAGUCUCAUGCUUUCAUUUGUUUCUGAGUGAAACUGCUGCCUACACCUCCUUCACACAGCCAUUGAACUCUUUCCCUAAACCACAGAACUCUUACUGCUGUUUUGGGCUCACAUUUUAAUUCCUAACUUUUGGGAAAAAGUCAAUGGCUGUUUUUAUAUGAUUAAUCCCUUGUAAAAUAUCUCUUAAAUUAAGGUACAGUUUUCAUUUCAGCAAGAAAAUACGUUUUUAUAUGUAUUAUACUCCAUUAAGGAAUGUUUAGAAUUAUCUUCCUCCAAUGUGGAUGUAGCCAUUAUUACACCAUUUUAUGACUUUGUAAGAGAAUUCACUGUGUGAAAAUUGGUUUGCAUUUUUGUAUAAUACAAUCUGCUUUUUUUGUUUGAUAAGAGAGGGAGGUCAAACUGGAAGUUUUUAAGAGAGAAAUUAACCUGUGAAAUUGAGAAUCUUUUUUUUUUAAUAUGUACAACAGUGAUUCUAUGCUGAGGGGAUGGAUUAAAUGAUAUUGCUAACUCUGUUA
Molecule: messenger RNA, 8091 nt
Organism: Salvelinus fontinalis (brook trout)
Lineage: Eukaryota; Metazoa; Chordata; Actinopteri; Salmoniformes; Salmonidae
Product: roquin-1-like
Exons: 20
Coding region: 311-3679 (1122 amino acids)
Molecular function (GO): metal ion binding
Source: RefSeq, a predicted model, not a curated record